AUGGCGCAACCCAGUCAAGCACAGGAAAAUGUCGUGGAGGAGACCAAGACCGGGGAUGUAGAGGCUGAAUACCAACGCGCCGGCGGACGCCAUCUCACCGUAGAGGAGCAGAAGGCCAUCGACCAUGAACGCUCGGUCGCACUCUCGUCAGACAUGGCAGAUCUCCCAAGUCGCUACUUUUGGAGCCCUCCCAUUGUUGGGACUGUCUUCUCCGUCGCGUGUUUUGUCUGCGGAAGUUACUGGAUGUUCAUCGGCCCAGCAGCUGUCUUGACCACCAUUAGUGCCGACAUGAAAAACACUGGCAACUCCAGCCUGUUCUCCAUUGUCUGGAGUCUCUGCCAACCUAUCAGUCUGCUCGUCUUUGGGCGACUCUCGGAUCGCUUUGGUCGACGUUAUUUUGCAGUCGGAGCAAACUUGAUCAGCUUGAUUGGCGGCAUUGUCGCAGCGACCGCACACAAUAUGAACCAGUUGAUCGGCGCCAAUGUUCUCCUCGGACUGGGCUCAGGCAUCGCCGCAUCGUAUCCCCUGCUCCUCGGUGAAAUUGUCCCAAAUAAGUACAAGUUCUGGGUCACAAUGAUCAUGAAUGCCUGCAUCCUUCCGCUGAACUUUUCAGCGUACCUCUCCGUCCGCCUUGUGCACGUCUCUACCUGGCGAUGGAUAUACUACAUCGGAAUCAUCCUGAACGCUCUGUCCCUCUGCUGUUUCGGCUUGUUCUAUCAUCCUCCAACGUUCAAGAUGCUUCACAGUUCGGAGCGCAGGCGAUUGGACGAGAUCAAAAACAUCGAUUUCGUGGGGCUCUUCCUCCUUGUUGCGGGUCUUUGCCUGUUCCUCCUUGGAGUCGCCUGGGGAGGCCAACCUCUCCCGUGGCAAUCUGCCACGAUCCUAGGCCUCCUAAUCUCUGGUUUCGUCACCAUGGUCGCCUUUUGCUUAUGGGAAGCAUAUUCGGGCGUGCAAUAUCCAAUCAUACCCUUACGUCUCUACAAGGAUCUCCGGGGAUUCACCUGCUGCGCCAUUCUCUCGGCUACUUCUGGCACCUCGUAUACGGCGCUUAACAUCGUCUGGCCCACAGAAGUCAGUAAUAUCUACGGGGCAAACCUGACCUGGCAGCAGUCGGGCUGGCUUGCCAACAUCAUCAGUCUCAGCAAUCUCGUUGGCAUUCUGAUCCUGUCUCCAUUGACCACCUGGCACAGGAAGGUCAAGUGGAAGGUCAUUUUUGGCGCUUGCUGGAUGGCGGCUUUCAGUGGAGCAGUCUCAGUCUGCAAUCCUGACAACCUGACUACUGCAAUCGCCCUGAUGUGUUUCACGUCGUUAACCACAGGAUGGUUGGAAAUCGCCUCAACCCUGAUGGUGCAGUAUAUCCUGCCGGACGAAGAUCUGGGGGUUGGUUUUGCCGUCUGCUGUGCGAAUCGGAACAUUGCUGGAUCCAUCUUCACCGCCAUUUACAUCGCGAUCCUGAGCAGCAAAGUGUCCCAGAUGCUUCCGGAAUACGUCACACCAGCGGCGAUAGAGGCUGGUCUCCCUCAAUCUUCACUCCCCGAUUUAUACGCCGCGAUAGCCGCUGGGACGGCAUCGGCCUUCCAGAGCGUCGAAGGUAUCAACUUCGCCAUCAUCGUGGCGGUCACGUCUGCUUCGGCGUACGCCCAAGCUGCAGCCUACGCCUACGUCUACUAUGCUGCCUUGGCGGUUGGCCUUGUCGCUGUUAUUGCAGCCGUAUGUUUGACUGAUGUCGACAAGUACCUGACGGGGUAUGUUCCCCGAAGAGUCUAUCAUCGCAAGGAAAUUGUCAAUGAAGAGAAAACCUCUUAGGCCUCGCACCCGCAGUAGCAAUGUUUUGACACUUCCAAAAUCCAUGGGAUGAUGCGGAG
Exophiala oligosperma is the source of this 1865-nucleotide messenger RNA. RefSeq lists its product as uncharacterized. Gene Ontology annotation, molecular function: transmembrane transporter activity. The record is from RefSeq and is a predicted model, not a curated record. The coding region runs from base 1 to 1806 and encodes 601 amino acids. The transcript has 3 exons. NCBI's taxonomy places the organism in Eukaryota, Fungi, Ascomycota, Eurotiomycetes, Chaetothyriales, Herpotrichiellaceae. Gene Ontology annotation, biological process: transmembrane transport.